Nasonia vitripennis (jewel wasp) is the source of this 861-nucleotide messenger RNA. RefSeq lists its product as uncharacterized. The record is from RefSeq and is a predicted model, not a curated record. The coding region runs from base 1 to 861 and encodes 286 amino acids. The transcript has a single exon. NCBI's taxonomy places the organism in Eukaryota, Metazoa, Arthropoda, Insecta, Hymenoptera, Pteromalidae. Gene Ontology annotation, biological process: DNA integration. Gene Ontology annotation, molecular function: nucleic acid binding.
AUGAAAGGUUUGGCACGAUCAUUUGUUUACUGGCCAAGAAUUGAUGCAGAUAUUGAACUUAUUACUAAAUCUUGUGCUGUGUGUGCCAAGCAUGCUCAUGCUCCUCCUAAAUUCAACACACAUCAUUGGAAAUAUACUAAAGGUCCAUGGGAACGUAUCCAUAUAGACUACUCUGGACCAGUAGCUGGUAAAAAGGUUCUAGUAAUCACUGAUGCUUAUUGUAAAUGGCUUGAAGUCAAGAUCACAAGUUACAGUACUAGCACUGCUACAAUCGAUAUUGACGAUCAGUCAUUUGCUACUUAUGGUAUACCUAGCAUUGUUGUCUCAGAUAAUGGCUGUCAAUUUGUUUCAGAUGAGUUUGAAACAUUUCUCAAGAUAAGUGGAGUGAAAUAUCACAAACUUACUGCUCCUUAUUACCCUUCGACAAAUGGUCAAGCAGAAAAAUGCGUGGGUACAACAAAAAGAGCCUUACUUAAAAUGGAUACAACACAAGGUUCUUUGCAUCGGAACUUGAAUGAAUUCUUGAGACAAUAUAGAAAAGCUCCUCAUUCAACUACUGGACAACCACCUGCUUUAUUAUUUUUAAAACGAAACAUUCACACACGAUUAGAUCUUGUUCGACCCGAACCUAUCAACGAGAAGAUUUCUGAGAAACAUCAAGCUGAUUUUAUCAAUACGUACCAAGAAUUUAAACCACUUGAACAUUUUUAUUUUCUUUCCGGUAAUCCAGAAUUAGAUAAAUGGAUUCCAGGACAUAUUAAUUCUCGUCUAGGAGAUCUGCAUUAUGAAAUCAGUUACAUGGAUAAAAUGUAUAAACAAUACGUCGAUCAAAUUCGUGCUUUUACAAUCCAGAAAGAGUAA